AUGGUGGUCCCCAUGGAUAUCACAGUGGUCCCCAGGGAUCAGGGUGGUCCCCCAGAGAUCAUGGUGGUCCUGUGGGGUCCUGAUGGUCCCUACGGAUAUCACAGUGGUCCCCAGGGAUCGUGGUGUGAUCCCAGAGGAUCAAGGUGGUCCUCAGGACUAGUGGUGGUCCCAUGGGAUCCUGAUGGUCCCAGUGGAGUCAUGGUGGUCCCCAUGGACAUCACAGUGGUCCCCAGGGAUCAUGCUUUCAACGCGGCCUUGGGACGUCCCAGCACCCAAUCCUCCUCCUUCCCCAACCACAGCAUCGCCGCCAACGCCGUGGACGGCAACCGGGAUGGAAUCUGGGCCCACGGCUCCUGUUCCCGGACUUUGAAGGAGAUGGAACCUUGGUGGAACGUGGAUUUGGGAAGGACCCAACCCGUGGUGGCCGUCGUGGUCAAGAACCGUCAGGAUUGUUGUUGGCAAAGUCUUCGAGGAGCUCAGGUCCACGUCGGGGACGCGCCGGGAGAGCGCGGUCGGGAUAAUCCCAUCUGUGGUGUCAUCACUGACGCGGGGCCCGGGUCCCUCAGCACCCUUUGCUGCCAGGGCUUGGUGGGACGUUUCAUCUCCAUCCUCAUCCCCGGCCGGGUGGAGGCCUUGGUGCUCUGCGAGGUGGAGGUGGUGCUCCAAGGCUGCUCCCCUUUGCCUGGAGGUACCACAUUUUGGGUGGGAAACGGGUUGGAUUGGGUUUUUUUGGUGCAGUCAAACCCCCAACCCUCACCCCCACCCCUACCCCGGCCUCUUCCAGCCCCCAACGUGGCGCUGGGCCGCGCCGUGGCUCAGUCCUCCACCUUGGACGCCGAGAGCCACGCGGUCAACGCGGUGGAUGGGAAGGUUGACCCUCAUUGGCCUUCUGGCUCCUGUUCCCACACGGAGAAGGAAGAGGAACCCUGGUGGUGGGUGGACCUGGGUCGCCGCCACGCCGUCUACGCCGUCACCGUCACCAACCGCCGCGACUGCUGCUGGGAGAGCCUCCUGGGGGCCCAAGUCCACGUCGGGGACUCCUUGAGCGACCACGGCAAACGCAACCCCGUCUGCGGCGCCAUUUUGGACACCGGGCCUGGGGCCUCCACCACCGUCUGCUGCAACGGGCUGCCGGGUCGCUACGUCUCCAUCAUCAUCCCGGGGCGGGAGGACGUCCUCGUCCUCUGUGAGGUGGAGGUGACAGCUCAGGGUUGUCACCCCCCACCUGGUGGUAAGGACCCCCAAAAAACCCCCCCCCCGACACGACCCCUGGCGAGCUUGGGACACGUUGGGGAUGGUCACCCAGCGUCCCUUGGUGUCCCCCCAGCCCAAAAUUUGGCCUUGCGGCGCCCGGCGACCCAAUCCUCCACUUCCGGCCGCGCCGGCGACGCCAUCAACGCCGUGGAUGGGAACAGGGAUGGGAACUGGCUGCACGGUUCCUGUUCCCAAACCCAAAGGGAACCGGAACCUUGGUGGACGGUGGAUCUGGGCCGGCGCCGCGCCGUGGCCGCCGUGGUGGUGAGGAACCGCCUGGAUUGCUGCUGGCACCGCCUCAAGGGCGCCCGCGUCCACGUCGGGGACUCCUUGGCUGCCCACGGCACCCGCAACCCCGUGUGA
Messenger RNA from Calypte anna (Anna's hummingbird), 1617 nucleotides. RefSeq lists its product as uncharacterized. The record is from RefSeq and is a predicted model, not a curated record. NCBI's taxonomy places the organism in Eukaryota, Metazoa, Chordata, Aves, Apodiformes, Trochilidae. The coding region runs from base 1 to 1617 and encodes 538 amino acids. The transcript is spliced from 5 exons.